This is a messenger RNA of Colletotrichum godetiae, 737 nucleotides long. RefSeq lists its product as uncharacterized. The record is from RefSeq and is a predicted model, not a curated record. The transcript is spliced from 2 exons. Bases 256 to 663 code for a protein of 135 amino acids. Lineage: Eukaryota; Fungi; Ascomycota; Sordariomycetes; Glomerellales; Glomerellaceae.
CAAGACUUCACAGGGCUGGCUUCUCCCGCGGUUUGGGAAGAGAAACGAACGAUGUUCUGCCUGUGGUCCAACCAGACGGGGCCGGGUUGUAAUGAGACUGUUUUUGGUGGUGUCGACAGUAUACGAAUACGCAAGACGAAGACCCCUUUGACGUUUUGAUGGGCCUGCCGGCUUCCUUUAAAGAGAUACUAAGAUGCCCCUUUGCUGUUCUCCUGACGGGAAAGACGGCCCAGCAAUGCCGCUACAUGCUUUAAGAUGGCUUCAGCAACUAUCGACACGCAUAUUUUACAACCUGAAGUAAGGCAAAAAUGGUCUAACGAGACAGUUCUCCCGUCUGGCACGCUGCCGGCUUUCUUUUCGGGCUGGUCAACAUGGCAAUACAUCGUCACUUUUCUUCUCGGCGUGGUGGUGUACGAUCAGGUGAUGUAUCUCAAAAGAAAAGGCUCGAUUGCCGGACCUACGUUCAAGAUCCCCCUCAUGGGACCCUUCAUCCAGGCUUUGCACCCCAAGUUCGAGGAAUACCUUGCGCAAUGGGCGAGCGGUCCUCUGAGUUGCGUAUCUAUCGGAUUGGAAGUCCAAUUCGACCUCGAGGCAAGGGGCCCGCGCAAGGGCCACUUACAGACCAUACUUACAAGAUCUACGGUCUACCUAACCUCCAGUUAGAACCUCCUUUUUAUACCUUAUAUAGAAGUUAAAUAUAUAUAGAUUUUGACCUUUUCGUCACCUAUAGUUCGAAC